Messenger RNA from Syzygium oleosum, 1580 nucleotides. RefSeq lists its product as uncharacterized. Gene Ontology annotation, cellular component: membrane. The transcript is spliced from 10 exons. NCBI's taxonomy places the organism in Eukaryota, Viridiplantae, Streptophyta, Magnoliopsida, Myrtales, Myrtaceae. The record is from RefSeq and is a predicted model, not a curated record. Bases 204 to 1298 code for a protein of 364 amino acids.
CCGUGUGUGUGUGAGAGAGAGAGAGCCGACGCGAUUCACUCCUUCUCCUUCUUCUUCUCCAAGCCAAAGCCGACGUGGUAACGGAGGAGAGCGCUCCAAUUGCGAAGCUCCUCCUCCCCGAUCCUUGCACCCCGAAAACCUCCGCUCCUCGCGUCUCGGCUCGGCCGUCGGCGGCGGCGGAAUCGAUCGGCCGGGGACUGGCGAUGGCGGACGGGGCGGGGCCGGCGGCGUCGGAGGAGUCGGCGAAGCGGAUCGAGGACGAGGUGCGCCGGGCCGUCGAGCAGGCCAAGGAGCUCCAGGACAUGGCCUCCUCCCUCAACGCCAGGACCUCCGGCGAGGAGCAGCUGAUCGGGCAGCGUGCCGUCGCGCUCGAUUCCACCGUCCGCCGCCUCCGAUCCUCUAUCGAUUCGCAGCUCAAUCUCAAGCUCUUGGAUCCCAAGCUCGCCGAGAAGCUAGAAGAGGAGUUGCAGAGAGCGAGGUGUAUUAUGGUCGAUGGAGACGCCUCUGCUUUCUUUCCUUCUAAACCUCAAGGCGAGUUCCUGCGGAUGUUCCUGGGUCCAAUCAAUGUGCGCGCCUCGAAGAAAGAUGUCCAGCUGAAGGUUAAGGAAGAGUACAACAGUUACAGAGAUAGAACUGCCCUUCUGUUUCUUCUGUUCCCGGCAACCCUACUCGUGUUGAGAUCUUGGAUCUGGGAUGGCUGCCUUCCAGCAUUUCCUGUUCAGUUAUACCAGGCAUGGCUUUUGGUCCUGUACACUGGUUUGGCGUUCCGGGAAAACAUACUGAGAGUGAAUGGAAGCGAUAUUCGUCCAUGGUGGAUAUACCAUCACUAUUUCGCCAUGAUAAUGGCGCUUGUCAGCUUGACAUGGGAAAUUAAAGGACAACCAAAUUGUUCUCAAAAGCAGAGGGGAGUGCAACUUUUCCUACAAUGGGCCAUACUGCAAGGAGUGGCAAUGCUUCUACAGAAUAGAUACCAACGUCAAAGACUAUAUACUCGUAUUGCAAUGGGAAAGGCUAAGAGAAUGGACGUUGUUUGGGGAGAAACAGCAGGUGUGGAAGGCCAGUUGUGGCUUCUGUGUCCCAUACUUUUCAUAUUGCAGGGUUUCGAGGCAUAUGUUGGGUUUUUGCUGCUCAGAACUGCUUUCGUUGGCGUGGCUUCUGAAUGGCAGGUCAUAUUCUGCGGGAUGCUCUUGGUGAUAAUGGCGGUUGGCAACUUUGUGAAUACAGUACAGACGCUCAUGACGAAGUCGAGGUUUAAGGCAAAGAUGAAAAGAACAAAGAGCAAGCAGUACUUGGACUAGGCACAAUCCCUAACUCCUAGCUAGCUUAGAUUAUGAAUCUCUUUUAUGUCUUAGAAAUUCCAUAGCCUCUCAUUUUUGAGUCUCUCCUGUUUCUAGAUUCCCAUUUUACCCCCCACAAAUUUUUCUUUUGUUUUCCCCUUUUUUGCUUGUGUGAUGACUGUCGAUGCUAAUGCAAGGCCAUGGAAAUAUGUCCAGCCUCUUAAAUGUUUUCUUUAUCCUCAACUACCAGUUACGCGAAGUUCUCAUGUAUCUUUUUUUGCCAGAUAAGAAGUAUUUUGGAAA